Messenger RNA from Manihot esculenta (cassava), 1907 nucleotides. Its product is annotated as cytokinin dehydrogenase 7. The record is from RefSeq and is a predicted model, not a curated record. NCBI's taxonomy places the organism in Eukaryota, Viridiplantae, Streptophyta, Magnoliopsida, Malpighiales, Euphorbiaceae. The coding region runs from base 149 to 1696 and encodes 515 amino acids. The transcript is spliced from 4 exons. Gene Ontology annotation, molecular function: FAD binding; cytokinin dehydrogenase activity. Gene Ontology annotation, biological process: cytokinin metabolic process.
CAACUCGCAACUGAACCCAAAAGAGAAAGAAAAGAGAGUUGCACAGCAACAGAGCUAGAGAGAGAAAAAGAAAGUAACGAAGAGAGAUGAGCUAUCGGAGACUUGCAAGAAACAAAUAAACUUGAAACUUAGUCCGGCGGCGAUAACGAUGAUGAUAGCAUACAUAGAGAGAUUCAUCCACGAGAACGACACGGAAUCUAGACAAGGUGACGACCUCUCCAACAUAUGCCAGUCUCUAGACCUCCAAGGCACCAUCGACUACGUGGCUACCGGAAUAGCUGCUAAAGAUUUCGGUGGCUUAUAUUCUUUUAACCCAUUAGCUAUAAUUAGGCCUGCCGGAGCCGAUGACAUAGCUAUGGCGGUGAAAGCAGCUUGUCGAUCACCCAAUCUGACUGUCGCUGCAAGGGGUAACGGCCACUCAAUCAACGGCCAGGCGAUGGCCGAAGGUGGUCUGGUCAUAGACAUGAGGGCCACUGGAGAAAACCACUUCAAGAUAGUGACAAUGAAUGGAGAAAUGUUCGCUGAUGUCUCCGGAGGGGCAUUAUGGGAAGAUGUGCUAAAACGAUGCGUUAAUCUUGCUCCCAGAUCGUGGACUGAUUAUCUGGGUCUUACCGUAGGUGGAACGUUAUCUAACGCCGGCGUUAGUGGGCAAGCCUUCCGUUACGGACCACAAUCGUCAAACGUGACGGAAUUAGACGUGGUAACGGGAAAAGGUGACAUAUUGACUUGCUCUGAAACAGAAAAUUCUGAACUCUUCUUUGGAGCCUUGGGUGGUCUUGGUCAAUUCGGUAUCAUUACCAGAGCUAGGGUGAAGUUGCAGUCAACGCCGGACAUGGUAAGGUGGAUAAGGGUGGUGUAUUCCGAGUUCGAAGACUUCACCCAUGACGCAGAGUGGCUAGUCAAUCGUCCAGACGGCGUGUCGUUUGAUUACGUUGAAGGGUUCGUGUUCGUGAACAGUGAUGAUCCAGUAAAUGGGUGGUGUACUGUGCCCUUGGACCCAAGCCAGCGGUUUGACCAGACUGCCAUUCCUCCAACCGCUGGCUAUGUUCUUUACUGCCUUGAAGUGGCUUUACACUAUCAAAACAGCGACCACCGAUCGGCGGUUGAUAUGGUUGUGAACAGCUUGCUUGGACGGCUACGAUUUGCGAAGGAUUUGAAGUUUCAAGUGGACGUCGCUUACGUGGAAUUUCUAUUGCGUCUGAAGCGAGUGGAGGAGCACGCUAGAGCCAACGGGACAUGGGACUCUCCCCAUCCUUGGCUCAACAUGUUUAUAUCAAAGAGAGAUAUUGCUGACUUUGAUCGGAUGGUGUUCAAGAAAUUAUUGAAGGAAGGCGUCGGUGGGCCCAUGCUGGUCUACCCACUGCUGCGAAGCAAGUGGGAUGAUCGGACGUCUGUGAUGAUACCAGCCGAAGGUGAAAUAUUCUACAUAGUGGCAUUACUCCGAUUCACUCCACCAUACUCAAAGGACCCUUGUGUUGAAAAGUUGGUAUCUCAAAAUCAAGAGAUUGUCCAACUUUGCAUGAAGGAGGGUUUUGAUUUUAAACUAUAUCUUCCUCAUUACAAAUCUCAAGAGGACUGGAAACGGCACUUUGGAAAUAAAUGGUUAAGAUUUGACAAAAACAAGGCCAAUUUUGAUCCCAUGGCCAUCCUUGCACCAGGGCAGAAAAUCUUUAAGAGGAUCAACUCUCACUCCUAGUACUUAUCAUAAUCUCUAUAUAAGAGCUUUUAGAGAACAGUAAAUUUUUUUUGUUUCUUCUCUUGGAAUCAUUUUAAUGCAAGCUGGUUAAUUAGUACUGGUGGGACAUGCAACUUUGCAAUUACUUGACAAACAACAUAUUGAUUCAAUGUAAAGGAAUAUUUUUUAAAAACGAAAAGAAAAAAAGGAAGAAAAUAAUCCUUUUUGGUUA